Messenger RNA from Theileria orientalis strain Shintoku, 1041 nucleotides. RefSeq lists its product as uncharacterized. The record is from RefSeq and is a predicted model, not a curated record. The transcript is spliced from 2 exons. NCBI's taxonomy places the organism in Eukaryota, Apicomplexa, Aconoidasida, Piroplasmida, Theileriidae. Bases 1 to 1041 code for a protein of 346 amino acids. Gene Ontology annotation, cellular component: cytosol. Gene Ontology annotation, molecular function: magnesium ion binding; phosphatase activity.
AUGGAUGACGAGGAUAACUACAAGCCAGCUCAACUUGAGCGCAUUAGCCAUGAGAUUAACUUGGAGAGGAUCCAGUCGAGAGCAAAAUCAAAGAGCUUCUCGCGAGAGCAAAGCAUGGAGCGAAUUCAGUCGAGAAUUCUAUCCAGGGCCUUCUCGUUCAAGGAGUUCAACAGGUCUCUCAGCAUGGUGCCGCCAAACAUAUGGGAGUUUGUGAGACCUGAGAAGCCGCCGAAGUACUUUGCAAUCGACGUCGAUAACACCUUUUUCCACAGGGACCCGCAGGUCUUCGGCAAAAACGUGGAGGCAUUCAAGAAGAUUUUAAACCUGGGAUACCAGCCGUUCCUUUGCACAGGCAGGCCAUUAGAGGCGAUACCGUACGUGCUAGGGGAGAAGUUUUUCGAAACAACCGGAUACAACGGAUUUCCGGGAAUAUACCUAAACGGGUCCGUUGUAUACGACAAGGACGGGAACCUGCUUAACGUGACUGCCUUCAAAGAGGCGUUCAUGGCGGAAAUGCUCGAACACAUCGAGAAAAACGGACUGGAGGGCAGCUUCAUAUUCUGGGACGUGAAGGGGCACUACGCUCUCAAGCCCAUAAACAACCCCGUGAGCUUCAUAUUGAAAGGAGACGAUAUCCCGGACCCGGAGAUCAAAUCGCCUGCCGAACUGGUAAAAAUGGCAAUCAUUUCCAUAGUAACAUCGUCCCCAAAGUUGGAGAUGAAAAACUCAGUAUUCGGGGAGGAAUAUUCAGUCAGGAACGUGGGACUCAGGUACUUGAUAGAGUACAGUCCGAUGGGAAUAACGAAAGCAGACGGAAUAGCACUACUGAUGAAGCACGUCGAACACACGCCGGAGUCCUGCGGGUUUAUAGGGGACGGAGAUAACGACGUUGAAAGUAUGGAGCUCUGCGAAGUGUCUUUUGCCGUCGCGAAUGCGACAAACUACGUCAAAAGACAUGCGAAGUGGAUCUUACACCUCAAUCAUUACGAUGGGGCUUUCUCGUAUGCCAUGAACCUGCUUUAUAAUUUAAACGACUACUAA